AUGAACAGCCCAGCAGGUCCCCCAAGUCUACUCUUCAACUGCUCAAAUCAACCGAAUUUCUCUUUGGAAACGUCAGAGCAAUGUGGCAAAGAGACACCCCUCGAGAACAUCCUUUUUGCCACUUUCUACUUCCUGGACUUCAUCCUGGCUUUUGUUGGCAACGCCUUGGCCCUUUGGCUUUUUGUUCGGGACCAAAAGUCAGGCACACCUGCCAACGUUUUCCUGAUGCAUCUUGCUGUGGCUGACUUGUCCUUCGUGCUGGUGCUUCCCACCCGGCUGGUGUACCACUUUUCUGGUAAUCACUGGCCAUUUGGUGAGAUCCCAUGCAGGCUCACCGGCUUCCUUUUUUACCUCAACAUGUAUGCCAGCAUCUACUUCCUCAUGUGUAUCAGCGUGGACCGGUUCCUCGCCAUCGUGCAUCCCGUGAAAUCCAUCAAGCUCCGCAGGUCCCUUUACGCCCAUUUGGCCUGUGCCUUCCUGUGGGUUAUAGUGGGGGUGGCAAUGGCACCUCUGCUGCUCAGCGUGCAGACAGUCGAGAUGAACAACACAACCGUGUGCCUGCAGCUCUACAGAGAGAAGGCAUCACGUCAUGCCCUUGUGUCCUUAGCAGUGGCAUUCACCUUCCCGUUUGUCACUACGGUGACUUGCUACUUAUUAAUCAUCCGAAGCCUAAAGAGCGGGAACCGAGUUGAGAAACACCUGAAAGAAAAAGCUAUCAAAAUGAUCAUCAUGGUCCUGAUGAUCUUUCUGAUCUGCUUUGUACCUUAUCAUGUCAAUCGCUACAUUUAUAUUCUCCAUUACAACGGGACAAAAACUUCCUGUGAGACACAGCGUAUUCUAGCCCUCAGUAACCGCAUCACUUCCUGUCUCACAAGUCUGAAUGGUGCCUUUGACCCAGUCAUGUAUUUUUUUGUGGCUGAGAAAUUUCGUGAGGCUUUGUGCAACCUGUUCUGUGUUAAAAAGACUGUAAUGUUGCCUCAAACAUAUGAGGGUAAGACAAAUGAGAGCUCACUAAGUGCGAAAUCUGAACUGUGA
Messenger RNA from Mesitornis unicolor (brown roatelo), 1035 nucleotides. It is a transcript of the gene GPR17, whose product is annotated as G protein-coupled receptor 17. Gene Ontology annotation, molecular function: G protein-coupled receptor activity. Gene Ontology annotation, cellular component: membrane. Gene Ontology annotation, biological process: positive regulation of Rho protein signal transduction; phospholipase C-activating G protein-coupled receptor signaling pathway. Bases 1 to 1035 code for a protein of 344 amino acids. The record is from RefSeq and is a predicted model, not a curated record. NCBI's taxonomy places the organism in Eukaryota, Metazoa, Chordata, Aves, Mesitornithiformes, Mesitornithidae. The transcript has a single exon.